AUGUCUGCUACAACAACAGCUACAGCGGAUCAACCCCGCAAGAAGCUCAUUCUCAAUGCCUUUGUUGAAAUGUGCAGCGGCCAUCAAUCCCCAGGACUCUGGAGACACCCCGAAGACGAAUCCUACCGCUUCAACGACGUCGACCAUUGGGUCGAGCUCGCCCAGCUGCUCGAAUCCGCUAAGUUCCAUGGUAUAUUCAUUGCUGAUGUCCUAGGAGGAUACGACGUCUACAAAGGACCAAGGAACCUUGAACCGGCUAUCAUCUCAGGUGCUCAAUGGCCCGUUAAUGAACCGCUGGCUGUGGUCCCCGCCAUGGCUGCUGCGACAAAGAAUAUUGGUUUUGGGGUCACGGUUACCACGACGUAUGAGCAGCCGUACCAUCUGGCUAGACGGUUGUCUACAAUUGAUCAUCUUACCAAGGGACGGGUAGGAUGGAACAUUGUCACCGGUUAUCUUGACUCUGCUGCUCGCAACCUGGGACAUAGCCAGCAGCCCCAGCACGACGAUCGCUACGCCGUCGCAGAAGAAUACAUCAAAGUAACCUACAAACUCUGGGAAUCAUCCUGGCGCUCCGAUGCCGUCAUCCUCGACAGAGAACGCGGGAUAUACACCGACCCAUCCCGAGUCCGCGAAAUAAACCACGUUGGCAAAUACUUCAGCGUCCCCGGCCCACACAUCUGCCAACCAAGCCCCCAGCGUACCCCAGUGAUCCUGCAAGCCGGCACCUCGAAAGCCGGAAAGAACUUUGCGGCACAGCACGCAGAGGCAAUAUUUGUUGCUGGACACAGUCCCAGCGUUGUGGCAAAGAAUAUCUCCGAGAUCCGCGAACUGGCAAGAGAGAAUUUCGGUCGUGACCCGCAGAGUAUCAAGUUUUUGGCCCUUCUUUGUCCGGUCCUGGGACGGACAGAGGAAGAGGCUGUGGAGAAGUUCAAGUAUUAUCGGAGUUUGGGGUCGAUAGAUGGUGCCCUUGCUCUCUUUGGUGGGUGGACGGGUAUCGACCUGAAUAAGUAUGGUGACGAUCAGGAAUUGCGCCAUGUAGAAAGUAAUGCCAUUCGCUCUGCCGUUGAAGGCUGGUCUAAAGCAACUCCCGAAGUAUCAAAAUGGACCAAGGCAACCGUAGGCCAACAUAUCACCGUGGGCGGCCUAGGCGCAACACCAGUUGGCACGCCAGCACAAGUUGCAGACCAAAUGGAGCGCUGGGUCCGAGAAGCUGAUGUUGAUGGAUUCAACCUUGCAUAUGCCAUUAAACCCGGCUCAUUCAAGGAUAUCAUCGAUCUCCUUAUUCCCGAGCUUCGCAAACGCGGACUCUUCUGGGAUGACUACGCCGUCGAGAAGGGGACGUUCCGGGAGAAUCUCUAUGGGAAGAAGGGCCAGUCGGGACCCCCGGCGGAUCACCCUGCCUCGAAGUAUCGGUGGAAUGCUGGUGUUGAUGCGGCGGACCAUAAGAUUCCAGACGAUGAAUAGACCGCCGUACAUGUAAGUAUCUAGAUUAUUCUAAGACUACUGUAACAAGACAGAAAGAACG
This is a messenger RNA of Monascus purpureus, 1525 nucleotides long. NCBI's taxonomy places the organism in Eukaryota, Fungi, Ascomycota, Eurotiomycetes, Eurotiales, Aspergillaceae. The record is from the annotation of a GenBank genome assembly.